Molecule: messenger RNA, 1975 nt
Organism: Dendroctonus ponderosae (mountain pine beetle)
Lineage: Eukaryota; Metazoa; Arthropoda; Insecta; Coleoptera; Curculionidae
Product: 23 kDa integral membrane protein
Cellular component (GO): membrane
Source: RefSeq, a predicted model, not a curated record
CACGAGAAAAAACCUUUAAACAAAACACACUGACUCCUACUACCUUUCAACCAGCCCGCGCAGUGUUAAAGUCCAUAAGCUUCAGAUCAGGCUUGCGGUGCGUCCAAGAAGUUUAUCGAUACGACGGUUAAUUUGCCGGCCUUCUAUUGGCUGUUUUCAUCAUGGAACUGACCGUCGGAAUCUGCGCAGCAGUUUUCAAAACCGACUACAAGGUGGCGUUCAAAGAGUCGCUGUCAGAAUCGCUUAGACACGUGCUGUCAAGCGGCAAAGACCGCAGCAACUACUACGACGUGGCACGGGACAGGACUACGGGCGGCGCAGGUCAAUACGGAACCGCUUACGAUGCGAUCGAUGGCCGCGACAAGAACUACUGGGACGUGCUGCAACGUCAAUUUAAAUGCUGCGGUGUUGACGGCCCGAAGGACUGGCCCGACAACAUUCGCCCGAUUUCCUGCUGUUUGGAUAAAUUCUGCUGGGGCGACACCGCCGUCUACCAUCAAGUGGGCUGCUACGACACUUUGGUCGAAAAGAUCCACAUGUCAACCAGUAUUCUCGUCUAUGUGGGCAUCGGGAUCGCAUUUGUUGAGAUUCUAGGGAUAUUUUUAACGUGUUGGCUGGCCAAUGCGAUCGAAAGCGACGAUGACGAAAUCAUCAAAAUACACAACGGCCAUCACGAGCAUCGCGAGCGCUCCGACACGCACAGUUCGGAGACGCCGAUCUGAGCGACUUUCCAUUGAAACGCGCCUGUAGAACGUGUGCGCACUCUGCGCGAACAUCGCAAGCGCACACUGCGCAAUGUUCGCGCACAGUACGGCACAUCCACACACACACACACACACAACAUGCGUGCUGUUUAUCUGGGAUGUUAGUGUCAAUGUCAAUGUCAAUGUCAUUGUAAUGUGUGACGUGUUUCGGUGCAAAACCAGUACAAAACCUGUUUCUUUUCCAGAUUAUAGGGAUUUUUAUAACGUGUUGGUUGGCCAACGCGAUUCGAAACGAUGACGACGAGAUCGUCAAAAUACACAACGGCCACCAUUUGCACACGCACUCCGAAACCUAAAAGGUAAAUUUGCACUGACAGUCCCCGCAAAAUGGCGUCCGUUUUGACGUUUCCUGUCAUACUUGGCUGUCAUACUAGUCAAAUCCGUUGCCCCAUAACCCCACUUUCAGCAGACAGUGGGUUUAUUUGGCAACCUGGCUCGUUUUGUGGGCUGUUUUCCCUCUUUUCUCCAGCUCCCGAAUCCCAAAAAACAAAUACAAGUUAGCACUGUAGGAAAUUAGUAUUAGAGGGGGAUUUUUCUGGAAAAAAUUGUUUUUUUUUGGGAAAAUCCUUGCGAUUCCAUCCAAGAACCAAAAUGUUGUUCACUUACUGAUCAUUAAAGCCCUGAAGACGCGCGUGCUUCAGAAUGUGACUUAAUAGUAUUGAGUGAAACUGUCCAAAUGGUACCAAUGUUGCCACGCUUCGCGCAAAGUAGGCAAUAGAUAUAUAUAAAUAUGUUUUUUGAAAUUUUGCCCAGUCCAGACUUACCGCUCUAGCGGUAAGUCCACGCAAGUUACCGCCGGUUGAUUUUUUAUAUUUUUUUCUAGUUUUAGGGUUUUAAUUGUCGAUUAAUAUUUUUUAUAACGUCGUCUUACCGAUAGUGUAUUCGCAUUUAGACUAAUUAGUUGGUUAAUUAAAUGUAGUUAUACCUAAUUAAUUAAUCGAUUCAAUUGCUGUAAUUAAUUAGACGUAAUUAAUUAAGAGUAAUUAAUUGGUUAAUUAACUGUAAUUAGCCGUAAGAAAAAUACGUAUUUUUAUUAUUUUAUUCGGUGAUGAUUUUUGUACAAAUUACGUUAAAUGAUUAUAUGACCACAACAUAUGAAGCAAUAGAGGAAAUGUGUAAUUUUCAGAUAUUUAUUGUCGCUUUUCUACUAGAUUUAAGACAUCUAAGUGUUCUGUAAAUAAAGGAAAUAAUAAAGACUCAUUAUCUGUUUG